This is a messenger RNA of Anoplophora glabripennis (Asian longhorned beetle), 597 nucleotides long. Its product is annotated as protein serrate-like. The record is from RefSeq and is a predicted model, not a curated record. The annotation marks the transcript as partial. The transcript is spliced from 4 exons. Gene Ontology annotation, biological process: cell communication; multicellular organism development; Notch signaling pathway. Gene Ontology annotation, cellular component: membrane. Lineage: Eukaryota; Metazoa; Arthropoda; Insecta; Coleoptera; Cerambycidae.
UUACUAACAAUAUAAUAGAAGAAGCGACGUAUUCAGGGAUAAUCGAUCCUAGCGCUGAAUGGCACACCUUAAACCAUAGAGGGCCCCGGGCACGCUUGACUUACAGGGUGCGCGUCAAAUGUGAUACUCAUUACUACAAUUCCACGUGUACAAAAUUCUGUCGACCAAGGAACGAUAAAUUUGGUCAUUUCAUCUGUGAUGUAAACGGAGACAAAGAGUGUAUAGAAGGCUGGAAAGGUUCUACUUGUGAUGUUGCUGCCUGUAAACCGGGAUGCCAUCCUGUCCAUGGCAAAUGUGACAGUCCUGAAGAAUGCAUAAUUACAGCAGAUACCCAAGUAGAUUUUACUAACAAUAUAAUAGAAGAAGCGACGUAUUCAGGGAUAAUCGAUCCUAGCGCUGAAUGGCACACCUUAAACCAUAGAGGGCCCCGGGCACGCUUGACUUACAGGGUGCGCGUCAAAUGUGAUACUCAUUACUACAAUUCCACGUGUACAAAAUUCUGUCGACCAAGGAACGAUAAAUUUGGUCAUUUCAUCUGUGAUGUAAACGGAGACAAAGAGUGUAUAGAAGGCUGGAAAGGUUCUACUUGUGAUGUUG